UUGAGCUGGUGGCUAGAGGCGCCGAGGAAAACACCCGCCUAGCACCAGCUCCAGGCCGCACUUCCGCUUCCGCCCGGCGGGGUCACGUGGCGAGGCCGCCAUCGCGGCCGUCAGCACUGUGGGCAAGCCGUCCUGACCUAUCGUUCUUCUCUUGGCCCUUACUCGGGCUUCGCGUCCUCCUGGGUGGGCCUGCCCCUGAUACCUGUCCUGUACGGCGGCCAGACUUGCUGCCUUUCUGACUCCUCCGGCGUUGGGUGUCGCAUGGGGCGGGACAUGGGUGACCGGAAGUGGGAGCCAUGAGCAUCUCCUGGAGCGCAGAUGCUGGAGGCGUUGGCUGGACCACCGCUACGCACGCAUGGAGAGCGCUGGGCGUCGAGCUGCGUACCGACAUCUAACCUGGGCACCUGGGCUCUGUGGGGCAGGGUCUUUGCAGAACCUACCGCCCUCCAGGGGGACGGGAACAUGACUCUAGAUCGGGAGCCCGCCGCGGGCAAGGCGCGCGGCUCCCGGGCCUUCCCUAAGGGCCUGUGAAUCCGUGGAACUCCGAGACUUGCUUGUGUCAGUGGCAGCAUGGUCUUCUGUUUGGAAAGCAAGAUGCCUCACCGCCUGCUGCGAAGCACCAUGGCCCACUUCCAAGCCUCGGAAGUCCAGCAGCUGCUACACAACAAGUUCGUGGUCAUUUUGGGGGACUCCAUCCAAAGAGCUGUGUAUAAGGACCUGGUGCUUCUGCUCCAGAAAGACACACUGCUCACAGCUUCCCAGUUAAAAGCCAAGGGGGAGCUGAGCUUUGAACAGGAUCAGCUGGUAGCUGGGGGCCAGCUGGGCGAACUGCACAACGGGACACAGUACCGAGAGGUCCGCCAGUUCUGCUCUGGUUCUGGCCACCACCUUGUGCGCUUCUACUUCCUCACCCGUGUUUACUCCGAGUACCUUGAGGACGUCUUGAAGGAGCUGUCAUAUGGACCUGCCCCUGACCUAGUGAUCAUCAACUCCUGCCUCUGGGAUCUCUCCAGAUAUGGCCGCUGCUCAAUGGAGAGCUACAGGGAGAACUUGGAACGAGUGUUUGUACGAAUGGACCAGGUUUUGCCAGACUCUUGUCUGCUGGUGUGGAAUAUGGCAAUGCCUUUAGGGGAACGUGUCACUGGGGGUUUCCUUCUGCCAGAGCUCCAGCCCCUGGCAGUCUCUCUGCGACAGGAUGUGGUUGAGGGGAACUUCUACAGUGCUACACUUGCUGGGAACCACUGUUUCGACGUCCUAGAUCUCCACUUUCAUUUCCGGCAUGCUGUACAUCACCGCCAUCGAGAUGGUGUCCAUUGGGACCAGCAUGCACACCGCCACCUCUCAUACUUACUUCUGACCCACGUGGCUGAUGCCUGGGGUGUGGAGCUACCCAAACCUGACCAUCUCCCAGACCCAUGGACUGAGGACUGGCCAGAGAUGGAUCAUUCAUUCCAGGGAAGCCAUAAGCAGCCCACAGACUUCAGGGAGAAGCUGGCCUUGCCCCUGCUCCCACCUUUCCAUUUGCCUCCCCCCAUGUCUUUUCCUUACCCACUUCUUCAGCCCUCGCCACCUCCCUUGUUCCCACCCCUGCCCCAGGAUGUCCCAUUUUUCCAAGGUCAGCCCUUUCCACCCUAUGAAGUCUUCAAAUACAAUGCCAUGGAGGACUUCUUGGUGCCAGGAUGUGGCCCUGGAAUGACCUUUGUGCCUGGCCCCCUGCUACCAUCAGUCUCUGGCCCUGUCUCCCAUGGUCAACACCGGGGCCCAGUGGUCCACCGGGGCAAGCCACGUUGUGUUCCGAAUGGCCCCUACCAUGUACCAAGGAUCGGGGGUCCAUAUAGGCAGCGACUCAGACACUCAGACAAACUAAUCCACACAUAUAAACAGGACAGAAGGGGGCAUGCCCAUUCGGGAACAUGGCCUGGGUAGGCAGGAUCUCAGGUUGGGGCUAGAGGUGCCAAUGGCCCUGGAGGGUCUGCCUCAUACCCUAGCUGUUGGGCUGAGUGUUCUUGUCCAUUGCUGAUAUCAAUAAAAGCAUGGAAGGACA
Messenger RNA from Psammomys obesus (fat sand rat), 2044 nucleotides. RefSeq names its product PC-esterase domain containing 1A (gene Pced1a). Lineage: Eukaryota; Metazoa; Chordata; Mammalia; Rodentia; Muridae. Bases 571 to 1926 code for a protein of 451 amino acids. The record is from RefSeq and is a predicted model, not a curated record. The transcript is spliced from 8 exons.